This is a messenger RNA of Syngnathoides biaculeatus (alligator pipefish), 3577 nucleotides long. It is a transcript of the gene llcp, whose product is annotated as treacle ribosome biogenesis factor 1. The record is from RefSeq and is a predicted model, not a curated record. Gene Ontology annotation, molecular function: protein binding. The transcript is spliced from 7 exons. Lineage: Eukaryota; Metazoa; Chordata; Actinopteri; Syngnathiformes; Syngnathidae. The coding region runs from base 586 to 2235 and encodes 549 amino acids.
AUGGCGUAAUUAGAAACCCCUCUAUUUUGAGCUCAGUGCUGAAAGCGAUGCAAAGCUCGGGAAGACGUCAGAACAUUCAGUGUGUGUCGACGGCCAAAAAAAAAAAGAACCAAGAAUGCAACUACAUUGUGCUUCAUACGGUUGCGUAAAAUGCUGUACAACUGCGACAUGGGAACUGAGGAGUCCCUUCCACAAAUUAGUUUUUUUUUUUCGGGGGAGCCUAUUCAAAUGCUUUGUAUGACAGCAAACGCUUUGAGAUAAAAAAAAAAAUCGGAUAAUAGUUUUAGAAAUGAGCAAAUUAACAACUUCAUUUCAGUGUCCAUGCAUUGCGUACUAGGGGAAGACUGACCUUUCCAACAGGGCCAUUACAUAGGCACGUCGUUUGGUUGUGCUGCUACGAGACGCGAGCCGAUCUAGCGUUCAGACCAUGUGCAUCGCAACUGGAAUUUCUUCCUGGGUUCAGAGUUGAAUCCGAGUACACGCGAGUAUCGAAGCAGUUAGUGUUGAGUAACUUUCUCGUCUAGCCCAGGUUAAAGCAUUAUGCCAGGAACGUGAGUGUUUACGGUUGUCCAUUGCGAGCAGAACAUGUCUGUGAACUCGUUUAGUCACGAGCUAAUCGUGCUUAUUUUUCGCUACUUGAAAGAGAAUGGCUUCCACUCGGCUGCGGAGGAGCUUCUGAGGCACAGCCCACAGGAAUCUGUGGAGGGUGCGAAAGAGUUAACUUCAUCUUUAGCGGAAAUCUACAGUUCGUGGUUAAAGUUCUCAAAGAAGAAGUACUCCAGUUCAAAUAGAGGAGGAUCAACUCAAGUUAAAGCAGCUUCCAAGAAGGACAGCAAACCUGCAAAAAAAGUGCAGAAACGAAAAUCAGUCAAACCAAAAAGGGAGAGCAAAGAUAGCAAAUUGUCAGGAGCAGUCACACCGGCCAAGAAGUUAAAGCAGGAACAUAAGGCUGUGGCUGUCGAUGAUGGUGAUUCGGACUCUGACAGUAGCUUGGAUGUCGAGAAAUGGAGGAGAAUGCUGGUACAAAUGACAGAGGUCGACAUAGCAAAGAUAGAUACUAUCAAUGCUUUGGACCCAUUUACACCCAAACCUGCAAAAAAGAGAGUUAGGAAAACUCAGGCUAAGCCUAAAAUUGAUACGUCUGGUAAACAGCUAGCUGAAAAGAAGAGUGAUCUCGUGGAAAAAGUGGUGACAAAGGAACAAACAAAGUCAAGUCCCCCUAAAAAUACUACUGUGGGAGCACCUGUGACCCCCUCGGCUAUUUCAAAUGGCACACAACAGCUGACGUCACCAGACGAAGGGAGAACUAAAUUGCCAUCCAAAGAGAGAAAAAAAAAGAGGGAAAAAGUUACAACUCCCACUGGAGAACAAGAUGAAACGCCUACACCCCAUCACAAGAAGAAGAAAAAAAAGGAACGUUCUGAAAGCGAAGCAGGGGAGAACAGAAGCGUAAACAGGGGCAAGGAAAAAGAAGCUGUUGACUCCGGAUCCGUUGGGAAUCUUGUGGAAGACGUAACAAAUUGCACGGAACAGAAUUUUGAAUCCCAAGGUGAGCAGGUCAUGGUGAACUCAAUUGAGAAUCCUCAAGAAGUAAAAAGAAAAGAAAAGAAACACAAGAAAAAGCAAAAUGUAAAUGCUCAUUGUCAGAAUAAUACAGAGAUCCUUAUAAAACAGAAGAAAUCAAAAAAAAAGAAGGGUGAAGAAGGUGAUGAAGAGAGAGUGGCUGACCACUCACCAGAAGUCAAGGAAUCCCAGAAGAGGAAAAGGACUGUUGACCGUGCAGCAGUUGGCCAACAAGUGUCGCAACAAGAAAAUCCAGACCAGACGGACGACGUCGAGGACGCAGGGCAGGACAUGGAGACGACGUGUCCCAUGGAGAUUCCCAAUGUAAAUGUGACAAAAAAGAAAGCGAAGGAGAAAAAGAGAGAGAGUCAUCCUAUAGAGGGUACUCCUCAGCAGAUGGGCAAUGAAACGAAAACGAAAAGGAAAAAAAAAGUUAAUUCUAAUGAGGAGGAGAUAGUUGAUGAAAAUGCAAGCGUUAACAUAGAAGAGAUAGCUGAAGAAACAGAAGUAAAGAAGAAGAAGAAGAAAAAACUGGGCUCGGAUCACGCAGUACCUCUUACCACCUUCAAUACACCAAGUCCUCCAUCGCAAAAAAAGAAAAAGAAAAGUAAAGUGGAUUCAGAUGAAUUCCCAGCAACACCAGCACGUCACAAGCACAAGGAGGUAUCAUAAUAACAUCCAUCCAUCCACAGUGAUGUCAUUAGGCUGUUAAAAUAUCAUUGGAUUGACACUUUUUUCAGAAUUUUAAUUUUCAGCAAAAAAAAACAAAAAUCCUGACAAGCAGUGGGAUAAGAUUUUUUUUUUUUUUUUUGCCUUUUUAAAAUUUUUUAAUUUUUGUUUUUUAAGAAAUGGAUAUUACAUUUUUGGAUCAUUAUACCCCUCUUCCUUUUUACUUUAAUAUAAUCACCAACUAAAGUUUUCCAUUUUUGUUUGUGAUGGAUUCCUAAUAGAGAGGCUAUGUUGCUCCCCAAAUUCAACACCAAGUUUUUAAAAAUCCCAGUGCGAAAUGGAACACAUGUCAAUAUUGCAUGCUUUUGUGUAAUUUUGUUCCACAGUAUGUUGUACAAUACAAUUUUAUAUGACAUUAAAUUGAAUAGUGCUUUUUUAAACCGGUUGGUCUGAAAGUUGUGCGACGUGAGUCUGGCUGUGUUCGGAAUCACUCGUGUCAGAGAUGUUUCAGGACUGUUGUCACUAACAGAUGUUAAAAAACCCACUGAAGUCCCCAGGCAAGAAGGACCAUGCUCCCCUUGUCCGCAAUGUGAAAAUCAACCUCAGUAUAGAGCUCGUGCACCUACGUCAUAAAAUCACGAGACUUUUGUUUACGUCGCCAUAUUGCCGGCCUAACAAAGCAUUGUUCAAUACUAAGUUGGUUUGAGAUGACAGGAAAAUAUGUUUUGUAGCAUGACGCCCAGAGUCUUGUCAGAUACCGGUAGACAUUUAGAAAGUGAAAAUAAACGAAAGUGUGUGGAACAAUUCGAUAAACUCGGCAUAGAGGACCCGUAUUAAAUGCCGAAGUCGAUGUUUUCUCUGUUAAGAAAUUCGACUGUUAAUUCGCUUCCGCUUGUCUUGGACAACUGGAUAAACACAUGUAUCUGGUGAGUAAGUCGUCGAGAUUUACACGGAAAAGUUUUAAAACUUAUAAAAGUCUGGACACAUACAAAUACUUUGUUGCUGGAUCUGUUCUCAUCAGGAAUAAAUCCCACAUAGUGACGGGUUGACGGCUCGUGAAUGCGGAAGCGUGUUCGGCCACAUGUUAACAUUUGCCGGAAUCCAGCGAUCUUUUCAGCUACUAUUCAAUACAAAUGCCAAUAGUUUAAAAAAUGACCCAUCGUUUUACACAAACUCGCAUUAACUGUGAUUGGAAAAAAAAAAAGACGACGGAGUUGUCACCUCAGAAGCGAUUGCAGCCACACUUAACCUCCGUAAACCUCUGCGAAAGACAUUUUUUUUUAAGGCAUUGUUCUCAAAUGAGCCAACUUGGCAUUAUAAAUACUUCUUGGGAAUUUGAGAUUGA